AUGACGUCUUCCACCUCGGACCCUCGUCGUGCUGCCCGCCUGCUGAAGGUGUUUCGGGAUGUCACCAAAGGGGGCAAAGCAAUCACCACAGCUGCAGAUGCCCGUCUGUUUCUCGAGGCCGUCCGGACAAACCCUUCGCCCGCUGCUUGCUUGGAAAUCAUUACGGCUAGCGAAAUUGCCAAGAACGCCAUCCGACACAGCAUCCGGAUCGACUUGUCGACCACCUUCGUUCGGGCCCACGUCAUCCCGUUCAUGGCGUACUUGACCGAUCCCGCGGUGAAGAUGAUGUACGACGGCGAGCUCCUUCGUCAGCUGUUGCUUAUCAUCGCCCAGCCGCCCGUUCUCUGGGACAACCUCUUGCACGUCUAUCGGGACUCCCGGCUGGCCGAAGAAGAGCUCUACGUGUUUGCCUGGCUCUGUCUCGAACUAGCGAGCCUCUCCGACAGCGAGCUCAACGGCAUUGUAGAUGACAUCUCCAUCGCUUUGGAGCAGUCGCCAUUGCAGAACGCUUCAGAUCACAGAACCCGCGAUCUCACGUACAAAAUCAAGAAAGUCCUCGAGCUCAGAUCGUCCAUCUCUCCCGACACAGGCUGCGAAGCAGCCGGUGGCCGUCAUGACAACGACUUCGUCAACUUCCGGGACAUCUCCGUCUUUCCCACAAGCGACGAGUUCUACUCGAGCGCGCCGCCAUUCUACCGACAAGCAGCCGAAGUCGCUGGCAUUGGCUUCGCACAACGACCACGGGCCCAUCUCGACAACCAGUUCCGACUCCUCCGCGAGGACAUGCUUGGAGAGCUUCGAGACGACCUGAAGGUAGCCACAGGGAGAAAGAAGAGCAAGAAGAUGGCCCAGAUCCUCACCGACUUGGCGUUCACGGGCAUCGAUACCGGCGAUGAUAAAAGAGGCCACUUCUGUGCCGUGCUUGUUGCGUGUAAGCAGGGAUUAGAGGCCCUGACGAGAGUGCCACUACCCAGGCGCCAGGCCUUUCUCAAUGAUUGCAGGAGCUUCCUUCGUCACCAGUCGUUCGGUGCCUUGUGUCGAGACGACAACAUCGUCGCCUUUGCCUUUCUACUCCGCGAUGUCGACGAGCUGCGCAAGGAGCCGCCGGUGCUCUCCCUGCAGUUUACCAGCAGCGAUGCCACUGGCAGAGCUCUGCUGGCCCUUCGUGCGCCCAAAGAUCUCAAGUUCAUUUUGGUCGAUACUCCGGUCUUUGCCUACCAGCCUGUCCUAGAACGCCUGCAAGACAUGGUCGAGAUGCCUCUCGGAGGGGAACUCCUUCGGCUCGAUGCCGACGACGAGGACGACCAGUCACUCGAUUCGUUGCAAUACGGUACUCUCGUACAGGUCCAGAUAGGACGGCUACGGCAGCUGCUGAAUGGCGAGUCGCGCAAGCUUGAUCUGUGUGACCGACGCCUUGAUCUCGACCAUUCUCAGAUCCGGGCUCUGCUACACACGUUGGAGAGCCCAGUGGCCCUCAUUCAAGGCCCUCCUGGAACCGGCAAGUCGUUUGUGGGCGCCCUGGCAGCCAAGGUGCUUCUGAUGGACCCCUCAACGCGCAUCCUGGUACUCAGCUAUACCAACCAUGCCCUCGACCAGUUCCUCGAGGAUCUCAUGAAAAUCGGCAUCUCGUCCAGUGAUAUGGUGCGGCUCGGCUCCAAGUCGACAGCAGAAACCGCCUUGUUGUCACUGGACGUGCAGCUGCGUGCAAGUAUCGACCGACGGAGUCCAGAGGCAUGGGAACUCAUCAACAACACGAAAGAAGAACUAACCAACAUCAGAGAAAAGAUCAACAGUGAAUGCAGCAGCCUCGUCCACGGAAGGGUAAGCUCGAUGGAGAUGCUGAGCUCUCUCGAGUUCUCCGACGAGGACGCGGCGUUCUACGAGGCUUUUCUUCUACCCGAACAAGACGAGGGCUUCGCGCUCGCGGGCAAAGACAAUAAAGCCAUGAAGCCCGACUACCUUCUCGAACGGUGGAUUCAGGGCCUUGAUGCCGGCGAGCUGCAUCAAUUCGUUCCAGCUAGAAGCAAGAGCAUCUGGGAGAUGCCCGAAGAUGAAAGGCGCAAGCACGCCCAAGGCUGGGCCGAGUCUCUGCAGAAAGAACGAAUCGAAGCGGCCGAGGGCCUGGUCAAGCGUUUCAAUGAGGCCCAAGAGAAGGUGAACACCCUGUACAACGAGAGGAAGUGUGCGUUCAUCAAGAAGAAGAAACUCAUCGGAUGUACCACCACCGCGGCCGCCAAGUACAAGUCGCUCAUCAAGGCCGCCCAGCCGGACGUCGUCCUCGUCGAGGAGGCCGGCGAGAUCCUCGAGGCUCACGUGCUGACUGCGCUGCACAGCAUGACCAGCCAGCUAAUCUUGAUCGGAGACCACAAGCAACUCCGGCCCAAGAUCAACAAUUUCGCACUGAGUGUGGAGAAGGGGGAUGGGUUCGAUCUCAACCGCUCGCUCUUUGAACGUAUGAUUCUCCAGGGCCAUCGACAUGUCACGCUCCAGAAGCAACAUCGCAUGCACCCCGAAAUCUCGGACCUUGUCCGACAUAUGACGUACCCUGACUUGCUGGACGAUCCCAAGACCGAGGCACGAAAGGCGCCCAAGGGACUGCAGAGCCGAGUCAGCUUCAUCAACCACAGUCACCCGGAGGAGGCAGCCAGCGAGAUCGCCGAACGCCGCGACGGCGGCCUUCCCGCAAGCAAACGGAACCACUUCGAGGCGGGGAUGGUCCUGAAGCUGGUCAAGUACCUGGGGCAGCAGGGCUAUGGCACGGAGAAUCUCGUCGUCCUCACGCCAUAUCUGGACCAGCUUCGACUGCUCCGGGACAUGCUGAGCCACGAGAACGACCCCUGGCUCAACGACCUGGACUCGUUCGAGCUCAUCCGUGCGGGGCUGAUGACGGCGGCGGCGGGCAAGGUGAAGCCUGAUUCGAGAGGGAUUCGGCUGUCGACCAUUGACAACUACCAGGGCGAAGAGAGCGAUAUCGUCAUCGUUUCACUGACACGAAGCAAUAAUAGCGGCGACAUUGGCUUCAUGAAGGCGCCAGAACGCCUGAACGUGCUGUGUUCCCGAGCAAGAGAGUGCCUCAUCCUGAUAGGGAACAUGGAGACCUUCAUGGCGUCUUCGCAGGGCCAGGCGAUCUGGCUGCCAUUCUUUAGCCUGCUCAAAGAAAAGGAGUACCUGCAAGAUGGCGUUGCCAUUCGCUGCCAACAGCAUCCCGAGAAGACGGCUUUGUUAACCAAACCCGAAGACUUCAACAUAAAAUGUCCCGAGGGAGGCUGCGACGAGAUCUGGUGA
Molecule: messenger RNA, 3285 nt
Organism: Colletotrichum higginsianum IMI 349063
Lineage: Eukaryota; Fungi; Ascomycota; Sordariomycetes; Glomerellales; Glomerellaceae
Product: CbbX protein
Exons: 3
Coding region: 1-3285 (1094 amino acids)
Biological process (GO): regulatory ncRNA-mediated heterochromatin formation
Cellular component (GO): nuclear RNA-directed RNA polymerase complex
Molecular function (GO): helicase activity
Source: RefSeq, a predicted model, not a curated record